AUGGCAUCUCUUCGCGCUGGGACUCGACUCUUUCAGUCGCUGCGCUCGAGUCCGGCUCGAUUGUCCACGAUAUCGACUCGCUUCUACUCCUCUGAAAUGUCCGAUUUUUCGGACAUUGAGUCCAUGAUCGGUACACCAAACUGGUCUGUCAGGUCAUUGCUCCCGAACCCAGCAUCAAAGCCCCCUCCAUCGAUCACUCCCAAGGAACUACAUCACCUUCUCCGAAUCUCAGCUCUCCCCCAACCUGCCAACCAAGAAGAAGAACAAUCAAUGCUCGAUACACUCGAGUCCCAAAUCCAUUUUGUGAAGGAAAUGCAACUGGUUGACACCAAGGGCGUCGAACCGCUUGCUAGAAUUUGUGACGAAAGUUCUGAUGCAGUGAAGGAACACACCAUUGGCAUUGAACAACUCAAGGAAGCCCUAGCAAAGGAACAUGUGUCCGGGCGACGGAGAAAAAUCCAGCGCAUUGUAGGUGUCAAGAACGAUCGUCCUGAUGGGACAGCUUGGGAUGGAAACGCGCUGGGAUCCGCCACAAAGACGAAAGGCAAAUACUUCGUCGUUGAACUAGGCAAUUAA
Molecule: messenger RNA, 576 nt
Organism: Penicillium soppii
Lineage: Eukaryota; Fungi; Ascomycota; Eurotiomycetes; Eurotiales; Aspergillaceae
Exons: 1
Coding region: 1-576 (191 amino acids)
Biological process (GO): glutaminyl-tRNAGln biosynthesis via transamidation; regulation of translational fidelity
Molecular function (GO): glutaminyl-tRNA synthase (glutamine-hydrolyzing) activity
Source: RefSeq, a predicted model, not a curated record